AAUGCCUUCGCUUCGCUUCUCAGGAAGUGCGCGAAUGCCUCUCCGCUCUGGAAAAUGAGGAGGCGACGGUUUCUCACGGAACACAAUCGCAUCAGAUAACCGGACGUUUUAUGAAUGUGAAGAUGGAGGGUCGAGGAACGGGUCUACCAUGGGGAAAACUGGUGAAAGUGGGCUCCUGUGAAUCUGAAGUUCUGCUAAUCAAAAAGCAGUACACGAUUGGCCGGAGAAAAGGAUGUGAUUUAUCCUUCCCUGCCAACAAGCUGGUCUCAGGGGAACACUGCAAAAUUGUACAAUAUGAGAACUCAGGGAUGGUGUGGCUGGAAGACAUGAGCACCAAUGGCACUGUGAUCAACAUGUCUAAACUGGUCAAGAAGCAGUUACACAUGGUGCAGAAUGGAGAUGUCAUCCACUUUGUGUACCGGAAGAACGAGCCAGAGCAAAACAUUGCUUACGUCUACCAUUCCAUAAAGCCGGAGCUGGGUGUUUCGCAGGAUGCGUGUGGUGCUGUAUCCCGAGGUGGCGUCGUGGCGCUGGGGGGCUUCCACGCCCGCGCUGCCUCCCCCUCUGACCUCUGUCUCUCCGUGGAGCCCGUGUUGCUGAGCAGUGCCCCGCGGGAUCUGUCCCGGGAGGACCCGCAGCCCUCCACCUCCGCCGCCCUCCUGCACAUCGAGGGCUCCGCCGGCCCCGCCGCCCCGGCCAGGGUCACCCCACCCCACGGGGCCUCCCCUGCCCACGGGCUAUCGACCGUCACAGUCCCCUCGCAGGACAACACAGACGCCAUGGAGCCAGAGAGGAAAAGGAGGAAGACCACUAACGAUACGGCCCUCCCCCACACUUCAAGCUCCGCCCCCAGCGGCCCUGGCCCCGCCCCCAGUGGCCCCGCCCCCAGUGGCCCCGCCCCCAGUGGCCCCGCCCCCAGUGGCCCCGCCCCCAGUGGCCCCGCCCCCAGUGGCCCCGCCCCCAGUGGCCCCGCCCCCAGUGGCCCCGCCCCCAGUGGCCCCGCCCCCAGUGGCCCCGCCCCCAGUGGCCCCGCCCCCAGUGGCCCCGCCCUGGGCCUCCUGCGGGACCUCCUUGGCAGGAAGGCCCUGGCAGUGGAGGCCAAGACGGACAAGAUGGAGGACUCCCUGACCUGCAUCAUCUGCCAGGACCUUCUGCACGACUGUGUCAGCCUGCAGCCCUGCAUGCACACGUUCUGCUCCGCCUGCUACUCCGGCUGGAUGGAGCGCUCCUCCCUUUGUCCCACCUGCCGCUGCCCCGUGGAGAGGAUCCGCAAGAACCACAUCCUCAACAACCUGGUGGAGGCCUACCUCAUCCAGCACCCAGAGAAGUGCCGUAGCGAGGAGGACCUGAAGGGAAUGGACAGCCGUAACAAGAUAACUCAGGACAUGCUGCAGCCCAAGGUGGAUCGGUCUCUCUCCGACGAGGAGGGCAGCUCGGAUUAUCUGUUUGAGUUCUCAGACAACGACAGCGAUUGGUCGGACAACAGCCAGCCGUUUGUGGUGUGCAGACAGUGUCCGGGGUACAGGAAGGAGGGGGCUCAGGACCCGUUCACCACAGGCUCCAGCGUCUCGGUGUACCCCCGGUCAGCCACUCUCCUCGGCCCCGGCCCGCUGCCACCGCUGGGGGCGGCGGCGGCGGCGGCGGCGGCAGCCGGAGCAGCCGGGCCGGAGCCCAAGGAGGAGGGAGGAGGGAAGCCAGCCGCAGAGCAGCCCUCCACCUCUGCAGACGGCCCCGCCGACCCAGUCCAGGAGUACCGCUGCUCCCCACAAGGCUCCCAUGUCAUCUGCUCCUGCUGCCUGCAGGCCAUGCCCGACCGACGCUCCGAGCCAGGGAGCCAGCAGCACGCUGUCCAGCAAUGUGGAGUUUGCCAGAGGCCUUUCUGUCACAUGUACUGGGGCUGUGAGAGGAUUGGCUGCCAGGGCUGCCUGGUCCGAUUCAGUGGGGUCAAUCUCCCAAACAAGUGCCUGGAUGGAGUGCUCAACAGCAAUAACUACGAGUCCGAAAUCCUCCAGAACUACCUGAGCUCCAGAGGCAUGUCCUGGAGGGAUGUGCUCCAGCAGGGACUGCAGGCCUUGGAGCAGGGAGCCUUCCAUCUGUCUGACUACCGCAUUUCUGGCAGCACAGUGCUGUGCUACUGCUGCGGCCAGCGCACCUUCAAGGAACUGGCCUACAGGUUCAGGCAGAACAUCCCAGCAUCUGAGCUGCCAGCUGCUGUUACAGCUCGUCCUGACUGUUACUGGGGGCGUAACUGCCGCACCCAGGUCAAGGCACAUCAUGCAGUGAAAUUCAAUCACAUAUGUGAGCAGACUCGCUUCAAGAGCUGAAGGAGCAGAGGGAUGGUUUCACUGACUCACAACAGGGACUGGACCUCUCUACAUUAGAAUGAGAUAAACCAUACACCUUUGCUGAAGUCGUGGAGCGCUCGCUGUCAGGAUUAGUGGUUGUUAUGUUUUUGUUUUUGUUAGAUGUGUAGGUUAGGGGGCAGGUUUAAUGCUUCCCCAGGGAAUGGCCCGUCGCAAAACAUUACAAUCAAAGCAGGAGUAAGCAUCAAUGUUACAUGUGGAUUUUUAAUGCGACACAUGGUUGUCUAGAACACAGCUAUGCACAGUGCUUAACGGUUAAAUCUGCUACUGAGGCCUGGCCAAGUGACCAACAGCUGCUGUUAUUAAAAAAAAAACACAACCAGAGUUGAAACCCCGCAGCAAAACUUGUGGUGAAUUGUAGCAGCAGCCACUGAUUGGUUGGUUUUAGCAGCUUACGUCAUCAGUGGAGGACACAGUCGCUAUCUGGCUUUAUCCUAGCCAUGUUCAUAAAAGCAAAACAAACUGCAAUAUUCUAUCUCAAUUCAGAGCGAGUAAAGCAAUCUGCAAUGGAUUAAGGCCAUAGACUGUAUCUGUGUGUUGAAGUAUGCUAAUGAUACGCAUAAUAUGUAUAUAAUUCCUCAUUUUAUAUAGAUAUAUAGUUUCCCAUCUAUCUGUGCCUGAAUAGCUAUAGCUUAAAAGGCAAUACCCCGGAGUUGACUUUCUUUAUUUUGAUAAUUGCAGUUUCCAGGGCUUUCUGUGAACAUUGAGACGUGUUCAUAUGUUGGGUCGAUAUUCGCUUGACAUGCACACCUUCUCUAUGCACUUCCAGAAGGCUGGAAGUCCAUUUAAACUGCUGGCUCUCAUACAGCAUGUAUGGCCAUGUGUCUAAAAUGUUGUGUUGGUUUGUAAGGGAUUACCCCCCCCUCCCCACCUCACCAAGGUUUUACAAGGAACGGGACUUUCCCAAGGCAGAGGUGAGACUCCCCCCCACCCCAAUCCCUCUAAUGCAUAAUAGGGUAGAUGGGAAUCCCAUGUGAUUAUUGUGUAGGAUUUCAUGUCUGUGGGAGGUUUUAUCAGGGAAGGAUUGUUGUAGUGCUUUGCUUUCUGAGGGAACUGACCCUGGCCUCCGUGAGAUGCUUUGCUGGGGAUAAUCAACCUCAAGCUGAUUAAGGCCAGUGUAUUAAAGACGGUUCUCUAAGACCCUUGUAGUAAGGGAUGAGGGCAACCUGGUGUUCAAUGCACAAUGGUUGGAUGGCGAAUGUACGCGUAUCUUGCUUUCGAAGCACUGAACUUUAGAUUUUUUGUCUUAAUUGGUUUGUUUACUGUUGCCAUUUCGCUCCUAUAAGUUUAUGUGUUUAGCCACGUUUUGAAAGUUGGUUUAAGGUUUUUAAGGAAACUGGAAUUGAUAAUGUGCCAAUAUACCCGUUUAAGGUAAAUAUUUUCCUACGGCUUGUUGACCCUUGAGUAUUACCUUGCUAAAUUAGGGCUCAAUCUUUUGUAAUAUUGUGGUUUUAUUUUCUGUGAUUAGGCAAUGCGAAAAUCUAGAGUCUAUACUUCUAUUAAAUUCAAUAAUUGCUAUAUAUUAAUGAGAGUUUUCGGUUGCCAAUGUAACCAGGGUGAACAACGUUCUCCAUGUUGAAGAGCAAUUAAACUUUAAAUUAAAAUGGCAAUUAAAUGCUAUCCAAUCAGUGGUCCUGGAGUGGGGUUUUCCCCACUCAAAUAUAAUGUAAGCGCAACGUUUACUUGAACUACUGCUUGGUAAAUCACCUUGUUUUAUUUUUUUGGGUUGGGAUCUCCAAGGGCCAGCCGUUGUUCUAAAAGGCUUUCAUAUUGAAAUACGGUUUUGAUUGAGUUAAGAUAAAGUUUGGUUAAUUUUAGAGAAAUUGUGUGUAGACCAUACGGAGGGAAGUUUUUGUGUAAAUCAUUGCUUUUGAUUUUUACUGUCUUGUGAAUUAGAGGGUAGCAAGUUUUUGAAUGUGUACAAUGUUAAUCUGCAAUUUUCUGUCUGUAGAUUCUUGGUUAAGAGGUCUUGCUUGCAAACUUUGUUUACCUGCGAUUUUUCUUUUUAUUUAUUUUUGCACUCACUUUUUUUCUUAUUGUUUCUCUUCGAUUCACUAUCAUUAUAAAACCUGGUACAUACGUACUCUUUGAAGCAUUUAUAAUGAAUACAUCAGUCUUAGUACUGCCCAACAUCCAGAUUUAGGAUUGGUUGAAUUUCUUUACUAGAGUUUAGUUUUUGUCCAACGCUUACACAUUUUUCCUGCUUCCUUAUUACCUUGAUCAAUAAUGUGGGAUUGGACAGCCGGGCUAUGGAAGAAAGCUCUAAAUAAAAAGGCUUCCACCACAUUAGACACUCCACCUCCUUGCUGCAACUGCCGGGUGCGAGAGUCACCCUUUUGUAGAUCAUUCCCAACAUAACAGAAUACACAAUUCCCCCCCCCCCCCCCAGCUUCAGUCUGAGUGUUGAGUUCUGGUAGGUUGACGUGUUUUGAGUCAUGUAUCAUGAAUACUUAUUCCCCGCCCCCCCCGGUUAGUGGUGGUCCUUUUCUCACUGGCAUUCCUGAGCAGCUCAGGCCGUCGACACACACAGGCCCUGUCGAAUCCCCCCCCGACCCCUCCGGAGACCCAGAGGGGUUCUGUUUAAUGACCCUCUCACGGGAGGAGAUCUGGGCCCACUAAUAAGCAGUCCCAAGCCACCUCCGACAGGAAUGGAGCUUUAAAGAGGCUUUGCAACUCACCACUGCUCCCCCUCCCUGGGUACUCGUUCUCCAGGCCAGUGGAACACACUUUGAAGCAGGUUGCAUUCUACCUCAUUACAAGGAUGUGUGGCACAGGGUGCAUGCACGGCAGUAUUUACUGUCGCUCACACACAAAACAUGACACAAUUCUUUUUCUUUUUUUUUCUAAAUAUAUAUAUACAAGCAUUUGUGUUUUAAUAGAUGUAGCGAGGGGAUGUUAAUUUGGUGUUCUCCAAUUUCAUUUGAUUACUGUUGUUUCUCCCCCUCCCCCCCCCCUUAAAGGCUUAGGAGUUAAAGGCAAAUCGCAAUUGGCUUACUGUAUUUGGCACUGGUGUUAUGACUAGUUAGUAUACAGUGUAUUGGCCACCCAGGAAUCUCGAUGCAAAGGAUCCAACAUGCCUCUUGGUCUGCACUAAUAAAAACAUUUAAAAAUACUG
Gadus morhua (Atlantic cod) is the source of this 5478-nucleotide messenger RNA. It is a transcript of the gene chfr, whose product is annotated as checkpoint with forkhead and ring finger domains, E3 ubiquitin protein ligase. Bases 111 to 2324 code for a protein of 737 amino acids. The record is from RefSeq and is a predicted model, not a curated record. Gene Ontology annotation, molecular function: protein binding; ubiquitin-protein transferase activity. Gene Ontology annotation, biological process: protein ubiquitination; ubiquitin-dependent protein catabolic process; mitotic cell cycle checkpoint signaling. Lineage: Eukaryota; Metazoa; Chordata; Actinopteri; Gadiformes; Gadidae. The transcript has 18 exons. Gene Ontology annotation, cellular component: nucleus.